Cyprinus carpio (common carp) is the source of this 1789-nucleotide messenger RNA. RefSeq names its product gastrula zinc finger protein XlCGF8.2DB-like. The transcript has 3 exons. NCBI's taxonomy places the organism in Eukaryota, Metazoa, Chordata, Actinopteri, Cypriniformes, Cyprinidae. The record is from RefSeq and is a predicted model, not a curated record. The coding region runs from base 374 to 1456 and encodes 360 amino acids.
ACACGAACUGAUGAGCAAGUACUAGUGCUGGAGAAAAGGAGCUCUUUUAAAAUGAAGAAUAUUGAAUCAAUCGCUUCGCGAAACGAUUCAGUGAUUCGAAUCUCUUGAGUCGCCGCGCGCUGACGGUCCGCACAAUAGUGCCAAACACAGAAAAACUGGCGAAGUAACUGAGAUCUACGUGACACACUGUUAUAAAGAUGGCGUUUAUUAAAGAAGAGAGUGAAGACGUGAAGAUUGAAGAAACAUUCAGAGUCAAACAAGAAGAUACUGAGACACAAACAAAGAUGGAGUUUAUUAAAGAGGAGAUCGAAGAGCUGAAGAUUAAAGAAGUGUUCAGUCUGAAACAGAAGAUACUGAAGAACAAACAGACCUGAUGCCACUGAAAGAGGAGAGUCAAGAGCUCAAUGAUAUGGAAGAAGAAUAUCAAUAUGAGAAACCUCAUCAGUUCAUGGCUGGAGAAAAAUGUUUUAGUGACUCAAAGAUUGAAAAAACAUCCUCACAAAACAAAGGAAAUAAAAAAAACAUUAAAGCCCACAUGAAAGUUAAAACUGGAAAGGGCCCUUUCACUUGCCAACAGUGUGGAAGAAGUUUCAAUUACAAACAAGCCCUUAACAGGCACAUGAAAAUUCACACCGGUGUGAAGCCUUUCACUUGCCAACAGUGUGGAAGAAGUUUCAGUCUCAAACAAACCCUUGACAGGCACAUGAAAAUUCACACCGGAGAGAAGCCGUUCACCUGCCAACAGUGUGGAAAGAGAUUCUCUGACAGAACAUACCUUAACACCCACAUGAGUGUUCACACUGCUGACCGACUUUUCACCUGCUCUCAUUGUGGAAAGAGUUUUACACAAAAAAAACACCUUAAUAUCCACAUGAGUCUUCAUACUAGACAGUGCCCAUACACCUGCAAACAGUGUGGGAAGAGUUUCUCACAAAAAGGAAAUCUUAAGACUCACAUGAGAGUUCACACUGGAGAAAAGCCCUUCGCUUGCGAUCAGUGUGAAAAGAGUUUCACACACAAAAAAAACCUUAAUGUCCACAUACAAUAUCAUACGAUCGGAUUUCAAGAAAACCUUAACAAUCACAUUAAGAUUCACAAAAGAGAGGGGCCUUUUAUAUGUCAUCAGUGUAGAAGGAGUUUCAAAGACAGCAAAUGCCUGAAGAAUCAUGUAAAAACUCACGCUGGAGAGAAGCCUUUCAUGUGCGAUCUCUGUGGAAAGACUUGCGCAAACAAAGCAAACCUUGAGAAUCACGUAAGAGUUCACACUGGAGAGAAGCCAUUCAUCUGCCCUCAGUGUGGAAAGAGUUUCCCGUACAAAGGAAACCUUAAGAUUCACAUGAGAGAUCACACUGGAGAGAGGCCUUACAACUGUCUUCAGUGUGAGAAGACUUCUAUGUAUCACUCAAGCUUGAAACGUCAUUUAAAGACUGGCGCCUGUUUCACACCACAAGCUUGAGCUUCACGUCAGUGUUGCUGCAGACUCGUGAAAGUAUCCACUAGAGAGGUGCAGGGUCUAGUUGACUAAACGGUAGAGCUCCUACUAGUCGACACUGCAAACAAUUUGUCGAUUACACAAGAGAGGGAAAAAAAAUAGGAUCUUGUUAUUCAGAUUAACAUAAUUUUAAUGUAACAUUUAAAACAUUUUAAAUAAGAUAAAAUAAUUUUUUUGGAAAAAUCUUUAAAAGUGUAUCUGGGCGGAAACUACAUUUUUACCUCGCAUGCAUUUUCUUUGUGUUUGAGGCAGCGAGCUCAAAAAUGACCAAAUGGAAGACGAGCAAGGUGUGGGAUU